AUGAUGGAACCACCCAAAACCCACGACGCCGCCACCCUCGGCCCGAUAGCCAUCCAAUCCGCCGUCAUCGUCUCCGGUGCAAUGGGCUGGCUUCUCACAAUCUCCCUCUGUUUCUGCCUAACGGAUUUCGAGGGCAUCCUCAACACCCCCACGGGCCUUCCAGCCGCCCAGAUCUUCCUCAACGCAGGCGGGAAAACAGGCGGCAUGAUCAUGUGGGGUUUCGCCGUCCUCGUCCAGCUCUUCACGGGGUGCUCGGCCAUGCUUGCCGAUACACGGAUGGCCUAUGCAUUUGCUCGGGACGAAGCGCUCCCGUUUUCUUCAAGCCUCUCAAAGAUAAACCCCCACACCCAGACCCCCGUCAACGCUGUCUGGUUCGUCGUCCUCUUCAGCAUCCUGCUGAACUGCAUCGCCAUCGGCUCCACCCAAACAGCAACAGCCAUCUUCUCUAUAACAGCACCGGCCCUCGACGUCUCGUAUGUCUCCGUGAUCCUCGCGCAUCAGAUCUACAAGCAUCAGGUUAGCUUCAUCGAGGGACCCUUUACGCUGGGGGGAUGGGGCCCCUACAUCAAUUGGAUCUCGAUUAUCUGGGUGGUGUUUAUUAGUUCGGUGUUGUUCUUCCCGCCGAAGGUGCCUAUUACGUUGGAGAAUAUGAAUUAUGCGAUCUUCGUCGGACUCUUCAUUGCUGUUUUUGCGUUGGUGUGGUGGUGGGUUGAUGCUCGAGGGAAAUACACUGGCCCUCGUACGAACGAGUAUCUACAGGAGAUUCCGACGGAGGAUUAUCCAGAAGAUUACGGGACCAUUGAGUAA
Messenger RNA from Aspergillus calidoustus, 807 nucleotides. The record is from the annotation of a GenBank genome assembly. NCBI's taxonomy places the organism in Eukaryota, Fungi, Ascomycota, Eurotiomycetes, Eurotiales, Aspergillaceae.